Mangifera indica (mango) is the source of this 2718-nucleotide messenger RNA. RefSeq names its product probable E3 ubiquitin-protein ligase RHG1A. Gene Ontology annotation, molecular function: ubiquitin protein ligase activity. The record is from RefSeq and is a predicted model, not a curated record. The coding region runs from base 374 to 2527 and encodes 717 amino acids. The transcript is spliced from 6 exons. Lineage: Eukaryota; Viridiplantae; Streptophyta; Magnoliopsida; Sapindales; Anacardiaceae.
AAACACAGCUCAACUCACACGAGAAGAAGAAAGGAAAGGAAAGCGAAGGGCAGAGGGAGAGAAGAAAGAAAUGCAUGUGAAGGUUAAAAAGAGAGGGCAGAGGGGCAGGUGCUUGGCGUGAAGAAGGAGGAGAAGAAGAAGAUGGCAACUAAACGAGAGUGGGGCUGCGCGCAUUGAAAUUUGGGUCUUUUGGCUUUUGAGUGUGUGAGAUUAAGACGAUUAUCAUUUUUUAAUUAAUAAUUAUUAUUAAUUAAACAAGGACAAGAGAGAGACACACACCUUUGGUUUAACCUAGCAUAAGCAGACUGUUUGUGUUGGUAGUUUCUUUGGGCCCUAUAUCUACAAAUUAUAAGGAAAACUGAUAUUUUCCCUAAUGCAAGGGCAAAGGGGUACUAUUGGUUCCUUCCCUGAAACCUUAAGCUUUGAUCAUGGAUCUGCUUCAAGUUCUUCUGUAGAUCAGCAAAUUUGCUGGAAUAAUAUGGGGAAUCCAACUGACAAUCGAUUGCCAGACUAUAUGCUAUCUCCCACAGCUACAAACAUGACAUAUGUGAAUCCUAUCGAUCAUGAACUGCAAACCUUGAAUGGUUGGAAUUUAGGUGAACCCAGCUCUAGUGCUCCCCAAAAUGAGGUUUAUCAUGAUGAGCGGAAAACAGAACUUGGAUGGCCUCAAUUGGGUUCUUGUGCAGGAAGCGGUCCAAGGUUGGAAGAACAACAGUGUGAACCAACUGAUGGUAUUAUGCGGAAUGGCACUAAUAUUAACCCUAACCCUCUUUUUGCACAAAUUUCCAAUUCUAACAUGAUGCCACAAAACCUAAACUUAAAUACUGGUUUUGUGAGUCAUGAUGGUGAAAAUCAUCGAGUCAUGGGAUCUCCUAAUUUAUUGAAGUCAGGUGCUUCUGAAAAUGAGCGAAUUCCACUUGCAAGUGGUUCUGAAUCUUUUCUUCUUCCUUCAGGAAGUAGUGGUUAUCAAACUGAAGAAACUGAUGCUAGACCUGGUUGUUCAGUUGAGGGUCGUCGUGCCUCCUGCAAAAGGAAGGCUCUUGAAGGACAUGUUGAACAGUCCUCUGUGAGUGGAAGUUGUAGCUAUUUUCAGCGUUCAGAAAGUAAUGCUUGGCCUGCUGUUUCUGCUCACUAUGAUGGAGGCAGCAGUUUGUCUGUUCCAUCAGAACAGUUGAACUCAGGACUUGUGCUAGGUGUGAGGGCACCAACAUCUGAUUGUGUUCCUGAUGCAUCUGUGGCAGGAAGUGCAGAAAGCUCCAGAAGAAAUUUUCGCGUGAGGAUUAAUCCUUCAGGCAACCAAGAAUCUCUCACUCCUCUUCUAUUUUCAACAGGCAGUCCUGUCAGGCAUUCAAGUGUUUCAUCUAUGCACCAGUCGUCAAGAUUUCUUCCAAAUGAUCAAUCUUUGGACUCACGGUCAGCACCAGUGGUGGAUAGUGCAAGUCCUCAAAGCCAGCCCAUUCUUAUGCAUGGUCCAACUUUGCCUCAAAAUUUACAACCCUGUCGGUGGAAUAGAGGUUCUACCUCAAGAACUGGCAGUCCAUCAAAUUCUAAUGUUUCUAGAUAUAGAGAUGCUUUUCCACGUGAUGAAGCUCGGACUAGAAGCAUGGGGAGAAAUAUAUUGGAACAUCCUAUGCUAUUACCUGUGCCUGAUUUGAGAAAUUUGGUUCGAAAUCAAGCAAAUAGAACUUUAGCUGGUGGAAAUUUAAAUAUACCUGGAAAUGUUGCAUCAUCGUCUCAGAUGGGUUCAAGUUCAGGUGUCCAUCCAUCUUCUGGUCCUUCGUGGGUUUCGCAUCCAAAUCCUCUUCCCCUUCAUUAUCCACGAAGAUUUUCUGAAUUGGUUCGCCGGUCUUUGAUUUCUUCCCUUGGUCCAGAGACUGGGGGCCACAGCAGUAAUCAAACUCCAUUGCGUUCUGGUCCUCCCCCUUCCCCAGAUGAUAUGGUGAUUUCAUCUGGAGCUGUUAAUCAGGGUUAUCAUCAGUCAUACCUAAGAGCAGCAUCAUUGCUGGAGAGACAAAAUGCCAGUGUAAUUGGAUUUCCACAGCCACUGCGAAGUUUGACUCCUUCCUUUGAAGGAAGAAGCAGACUUGUUGUAUCUGAGCAGAUUCGCAAUGUGCUGGAUCUCAUGCGUAGGGGAGAAAGCUUGCGAUUUGAGGAUGUUAUGAUCCUUGACCAGUCGGUCUUUUUUGGUGCGGCUGAUAUACAUGAUCGGCAUAGGGAUAUGCGGCUUGAUGUUGAUAACAUGUCCUAUGAGGAAUUAUUGGCUCUGGAGGAGCGAAUUGGUAACGUGAGCACAGGUUUAAGUGAAGAAACCAUAUCGAACCGAUUGAAACAGAAGAAAUAUUCUAUCGCAACGGGACCCCAGCAGGAGACAGAACCAUGUUGUAUUUGUCAGGAGGAAUACAAUGAAAGUGAAGAUAUUGGAACACUAGAAUGUGGGCAUGAUUUUCACACCAUUUGUAUAAAACAAUGGCUCAUGCACAAAAAUUUGUGCCCCAUCUGUAAAACUACAGCCCUGUCUACAUCUUAGGCAGAGAGAACCAUUGUUGGGUUCAGAGUUUGGAUUUAAGAGGUUUGGAGGAAAAUUUGUUUCUUCUUUGUCAUUCAUUGGAUACAGUACUGGUAGGUAAUGCAAUGUGUAACCUGCCUAUAUCCCAUUUUGAAGCUAAGUCUCUGGUUCUCCUUGUUGGGAGCCCAUUAUUAUAAUUAAUUUUUACUUCA